UCUGGCUACAAGAACGGCAACCAUUGACUGGCGCGCAGCUUAGCAACGGUACUUUUGUAGCACAAACAACAAAAACAACGCGAAAUGAAUUUUAAGAAUUGAAAACAUUGCAAUCUGUCUCUUUGCCUGCAUGUGAUAAUUAAAGUCAAACGUCUUCGUAUUAUUGUGUCUUAAAUCAAUUAAUUGUCUUUAACAAUGACGCGUUCAGCUUAUGAGGUGCAACGGGACUUUGCCUUGAGCAGCGGUCUGCGCUCAGAAAUUAUAUGGGACUCGCUAUCGCCGGAUCAGGCAGAUGUUUUGAGGCAAAAAAUUGCAAAUUUAAUUUGCGAAAAUGAAGCUAAAAAUACAAAAAUGGUCACCAAGCAGCGAAACGAAUUGUUUCAAAACAUUUGGCAGCAACGGAAAUAUACAAAUCGGAUUUUACUUUCGGCCAUUGUCUAUGUGCUGGUCACUGUCGAAACGGAUCCCGAAUUGGCUCUGCAGUCCACUCAAUAUAGUUGCCAUCCUGUCUUCCGCACCCGCAAAUGCAUGAGAGGUGACACCAACAGCGAUUCCACUAGUGAGGGCUGCUGCAUGGUUUUCAUUGAUGAGCACGGACGCGUCUAUCCCAAUUGGCAGAGAUAUGUCUACGGCAAUACGUUGCCCAAAGGUUGCAUGAUAGCACCCAAUAAUGGCAUUUAUACGUUCUCCAAUGAUGAGGAUCUUGGUGUGGAAUUAAUGAUUCAACCGACACCAGCAUCCAAUAUUAAAUAUCGCAUACUCAAUGUCGGUGACAAAUUGGCCACUGUUGGGGGCCUGGUGGCAACUGUUCCAGUAGCUGCUGCCUUAGCUAUUCCUGUUGCAGGUCCUGUGGUGAUUGCUGCAACGGCUGUGGGCGUGGCUACCACUGCAUAUAGUACUCUGCGUUCUCUAAAGCGUCUGGUAGAUCGACGUUGCCACAGCCAGACCAUCUCACUAACCGAUCGAGAGGCACGCGGCAAUUGGCUAGGCGUGGCUGGUGGCGUUGUGGGACUCGGAGCGACGGGAGCCACAAAAGCAUUGACUACUAUAGCAUCAUCGGGCAGAGAAGUGCACACCGCUGCUCAAUUGGCCGUGAAGGGCAUUAAUGUGUCGUCUAUUGUCAUUUCUGGCACGGGUGUGGUCCAUGGCGUAUAUGAUUUGUAUUUGAAAAUCAGCGACGAAGAGCUUCUGAGUGGCUUUGAUGUGUUACAGAUAGCCUCCAGCUUGGUGAUUUUCACCCAUUCCAUUAACAAUUUACGUAUUGCUUCCAAGGCCACCAAUGGCUCCUCAUUGAGACGAGCACUACAAAAUCAAACCAGGAAAGUCAUCAAUAAAAUUACCCAAGAGUCGGUCAAGCUGCAUGGCGGUGACUCCUCGAGUUCAGCCAAGAAAUUUGACAUUAUACGCACUCUGAAUGAUAUACCCUACAAGGAGGCAUUACUCAGUUUGCAUGAAAUUAAUUCCCAUCUAACACAAGGUGCUUCGAUAGUUGGAGCUAUUGGAUCCACCAUCCUACCCAGUUUGGUUACUGUGGGUGGCGGUGGCAAAACCAUUUUGAAUCUUGAAUCUUUGGCCCUUCAAUUUGGUGGCAAAUUUGUGCAGCAUAUCAGCAAUUUGGGUAGUUUUAUGGAUGUCUUUGAUGCCCUGGCCAAGUAUUUCAGUGACCAAGUGGUCCAGUUGAUGAUGCAAAUGACUCGCAGCUUUGUGGAGCAGAAUGUCGACACCAUUGAUCGCACAUUGAAUACCUUUGUGUCCACCGAAACUGUUCUCUAUCGCAUGCUAAUGCAUUGCGUGAAUACAUAUGAUGAUUUUGGUUUUGAAUUCCUUGAGAGACGCCGUGAUGAAAUUCUUCAAAAGAUUGGCAAAUAUUUUAAAUCCUUGGAAGCGGUCAAUGUCCCAGAUUGUCGUAAAUAUCAGUGUAAAGUGUGUAAAGGUGCCUAUUAUAUAACAAAAUUAUAAUCAGAUUUGUGAUCAAAUAUCAAUAUCUAAGUGAUUCUGAGAUUAUCUUCCAUUUUAAAUGUGAUUAAAUGUAAACUUGUGACAUUAAUCGUUCUGUUUAGAUUAGUUAAUUGGAAAUCGAUGGGAUGAUUUUAUCAAAAUAACGCAUCCAAUAUCUAGAAAUUUUUAUAUCGCAACAAAUAAAAUUUGGCAAUUAAA
This is a messenger RNA of Drosophila willistoni, 2157 nucleotides long. RefSeq lists its product as uncharacterized. Bases 196 to 1959 code for a protein of 587 amino acids. Lineage: Eukaryota; Metazoa; Arthropoda; Insecta; Diptera; Drosophilidae. The record is from RefSeq and is a predicted model, not a curated record. The transcript has 4 exons.